Pelagomonas calceolata is the source of this 2327-nucleotide messenger RNA. NCBI's taxonomy places the organism in Eukaryota, Pelagophyceae, Pelagomonadales, Pelagomonadaceae. The record is from the annotation of a GenBank genome assembly.
AGUGGGUUGCUCUCUCACCAACUUACUCGAGUGCCUGCCGUAAAAAUACCGCCAGCCAAGGCUUGCAUAUCCUUGGGGCGCAAUGGCCCAAAAACCAGUCCUUGUGAGUUUCCUCCUGCUAGUCUUUGUCGUGACAUUGGGCUCCUCCUGGCGAGACGCGAUGACCAUGUGCCAAGAGGUACACGUCGAGCCACGCAACGAAAUGCACCUCGUGUACGCAAUCGAGGCGUCUAGCGCGAACGAGCAGCAGCAGCAACUUGACCUGCUCACGCAGUCCGCAUGGUCAGCAUUUUCCGUUGGCUGCGAUGCCCUCAGGUGCCGGCGGCGCCUGCACGCGCACGUGUUCUACUGGCGCAUCCCCAAGCAUGCGCUCGAGGACUCGCUUGCACCACUGAUUUUCCGUGGCUUCCGUAUUUCCACGCACGAGACGGAUUUUGACUCUGCGGUUACGCGACAACGAAAAGUUUGGGGCUACCGGGGCCAUGAGAAAAGUUUGCAGCAGAAGCUGAUGCACGCAGCCAACUACUACCGAUUUUACGCCCCCUCAUUACUUAGGGAGCGCUACAGUGCCGAACUAUUCCUGUACCUUGACACUGACGUUCUUUUUAUGCGACCUGGCCUCGAUGGCCUGUUUUCGUCGACAACGCCAAUCCCAAUCGUGUCUGCUGGAGUUCAGCGGCUCCAAACGUGCCGCAUGGACCGCAUGCUACUCUUGAACGAUCCACGGCUCGCUGGACUGGGCCUGAGGCCUGAUGACCCGUGCCUGACCGACUCAGUGAUGUUGGUCAACAUAUCAGCGUGGAUAGCAGCAAAUACAACGCAGCGCGUCGAGAUGUAUCUCGCUCAGAAUGCCGUGAAAAAGUUGUGGCACUUGGGCUCGAUGCCUCCCCUGAUGAUUGUGCUUGCUGGGAAGUGGGCACAACUUCCCGGCAUCGCGGAUGGAAAGGGAUCAAACUGCGGGUCGGUAGGGCGCUACCGGGGUUCACUACUGGUUCACCCGUUCAGGGAGCGGUGCCUUUCCCUGCCAGUGCCGCCGCGCCCGCGUCUCUGCGCUGCCUUCAGGCCCGGCAGCUCGUUGACCGGCUCAAUGCGCAUCGCACACAUGCACUCUACGGCCCUAGCGAGGCUCCUGGGCGUCGAACUUCUGCAUGGUCACGAUAUGUGCGAUGUUGUUCUCGCUCUCGGACACGUGCCUCGCACAACCAAUCCAAAGUCGGUGCGCAUCGUCUUCAAGCCGUCGAACACUGAGGCCACUACCUUGAAUGAGGCCGAUAGAUCCGCGAUCAUGGUGUCAGAUAACGGAUUCAUUGAUGCAAUGUGGCGUGCCAAGGGCCAGGCGUCCAUUCGCCUCCAGCUCGUCGAAGACGUGCGCCCAGUUGGCGUGAUGCACAAAGUGAGGCCCAUCGCGUUUGGCCCUGGUGAGGCCCGCGUUCCAUUGCUCUGCUACCAUGGGAACCACAUGCAUAUUCAAUCCCUGCUCCCGGUCCUUGGCGAUAUCCGUAAUCCGUUCAAACUGCGGGUCCUCGUAGAGCCCCGUGCGACCAAAGCCCUGGCCAAGCAAGUCGACGCACUAGAGUGGCGGGCUGGAAUGGUAGACUUCGUUGCAUACGACCCGCGCAAGAUCUAUCAGCACCUCGCUGAGUGCGACUUGGGCCUGGCGCCGUCGGAGGUGGCACCAGCAGGUGACGUCGGACAGGUGGCGCGCCAGACCGCGCCAUCUUUUGUGCAGGUCGACGAACAACCUGAAGAUAUGGUCAAACGCUGUAAGCGCACGUCGAAUGCGGGUCGCGCGUUCGUCUUCAUGCAGCUUGGCGUUCCAGCCAUUGUGGAUGCAUGCCCCGAGAGUGUCCUAUUUUCGAGCUUUAACGAGAAACCCACGGUUCUUGUCUCGUACCGCCACGCCGCGUGGAGCCAACUCAUAGCUGACGUACUCGCCGAUCCGUGGCUACGCCGUGAACUUUCAAGCAACAGCCACGCCUUCGCCGUGCGACAUCUCACCACACGAGCCCAGGCUACGAAACUCCUCCACCGAGUUGGCUGUACUUCGCUGAUUGCGAAUCAUAGUGACGAUGUAAUAUAAAUUACAACGAGUCGCCCGGCUGGGUGGAAGUCUGGGUGGGCUGAGUGUGUCUGCCAGUGUGUCGAGCCUGCCCGAGGUGAGGCGGGUCUACUAGUAUAGAGUUCGCCAUCAUUACCAACUUAGAACCCUCGGACACACUGGCAAACUAUGCCCAGCACUGUGAACAGUACGGCCCGGGGGCGCACUGGCAGAUCGUCUGCCCCGAUGAAGUGAGGCUAACCCCAUAAGUCUUAGAAUUGACUCCCAA